AGUGACAAAAUCCGCACUGCACAUGGAUAUAUGACGUGGUGUAUCCAAUUUUUGUAUAAAAAAAUAUAAGAUUUGUGAAACAAGUGGAGGAUGCAGUUGUCACUUAUAGCAACACUUCUGAUAGUAUGUUACACAGGAGUAACAUUUGUGAACAGCUUAGCUGUUAUGUCAGUAGAUUUAGGUUCAGAAUGGAUGAAGGUAGGAAUUGUUUCACCAGGAGUCCCUAUGGAAAUUGCCUUAAACAAAGAAUCAAAAAGAAAAACUCCAGCAGUUAUUAGCUUUAGGGACAAUACAAGGCUUUUUGGUGAAGAUGCCCAAACCAUGGGUGUCCGUUUUCCCAAACAAACUUUCAGUUACCUUUUAGAUUUAUUAGGUAAGAGUAUAGACCAUCCAUUAGUGAAACUAUAUCAGGAACGGUUCCCUUAUUAUAACAUUGUUGAGGAUUCUGAGAGGAAGACUGUUUUAUUUCAAAUAGAUGAAGAAACUGCUUACAGUCCAGAAGAACUGGUUGCUCAGUUAUUAGGAAAGGCUAAAGAAUUUGCAGAAACCAGUGCCCAACAACCAAUCAAGGAAUGUGUCUUGACUGUACCUGGUUACUUUAAUCAAAUUGAAAGAAAGGCUCUCUUACAAGCAGCUGAAUUGGCUGGACUUAAGGUACUUCAGUUGAUUAACGACUACACAGCAGUUGCACUUAAUUAUGGAAUAUUCAGAUCUAAGACAUUUAAUGAUACAGCUCAAUACGUUAUGUUCUAUGAUAUGGGAGCAUCUUCUACAACUGCUACACUUGUUAGUUACCAGAGUGUAAAAACGAAAGACAAGCCUUAUGUUGAAGUACACCCACAAGCUACAAUUUUAGGAGUAGGUUUUGAUAGAACGCUUGGAGGACUUGAAAUGCAAGUUAGAUUAAGAAACUACUUGGCUACUAAAUUCAAUGAGAUGAAAAAGACUAAUAAUGAUGUCUUUAAAAAUGAUAGAGCUAUGGCUAAACUAUUUAAGGAAGCUGGUAGAGUGAAAAAUGUUUUAUCAGCUAAUGCAGAACAUGCUGCACAGAUUGAAGGGUUAUUAGAUGAAAAAGAUUUCAAAUUGCCAGUUAAAAGGGAUGAAAUGGAAGCACUUUUUGGGGAUUUGUUCGAGAGAGUUAACAAACCGAUAGAACAAGCAUUGAAAACGGCUCACCUAACAAUGGACGUCGUCAACCAAGUGGUUCUAGUAGGAGCCGGUACCAGAGUACCCAAAGUACAAGAACAUCUCAGAAACGCCGUUGGGCAAGAGUUGGCCAAAAACUUAAACACAGAUGAAGCCGCUGCCAUGGGGGCUGUUUAUAAAGCCGCUGAUCUUAGUACUGGUUUCAAAGUUGCUAAAUUUAUUACCAAAGAUGCUGUUGUGUAUCCAAUUCAGGUUACAUUUGAAAGACUUGCAGAAACAGGUGUUAAACAAGUAAAGCGCACACUUUUUGGCCUCAUGAACUCCUAUCCUCAAAAGAAAAUCAUAACUUUCAACAAACACACCAGUGACUUCAAUUUCAAUGUGAACUAUGCUGAUCUAGAUUUCUUACAUCCUAAAGAACUGCAAUAUUUAGGAACCACCAAUAUAUCCCAGUUUGAACUAAAAGGAGUUUCUGAUGCUUUGAAGAAACAUUCAGGGGAAAAUGUGGAAUCCAAAGGUAUCAAAGCUCAUUUUGCAAUGGACGAUUCUGGUAUUUUGAACUUUGUGAAUGUUGAAUUAGUUGUUGAGAAGACUGUAGUUCCUGAUGAAGAAGAAGGAACACUAUCUAAAUUAGGUAGUACGUUUAGCAAAUUAUUCGGCGGAGAGGAGAAACCAGCAGAAGACAAACCAACGGAAGCUCCUCCUUCUGAAGAUAAACAAGCUGAAGAGACCGAAGAAAAACCAGUCGAAGAAAAAGAAGAACCAAAAGAAAAAUCAUCUAAGGACACUAAGAAAACUGUGAACGAAACUGCUAAAAACGCUACAGAAAAAGUCAAAGAAGCAAAGCUAAAAGUACAGACAGUAAAAGAAUCGAUAACGACUGUUGAACAGUCGUUUGGUGUUCCAAGCUUGAAUAAAAAACAACUCAGUAGAUCACAGGAAAAGAUUGACGCUUUAGAUAAAAUCGAGAAGGAGAUCAACAGAAAAGCCACUGCCAUGAAUAACUUAGAAAGUUUUGUUAUAGAUAUGCAAAAUAAAUUAUAUGAAGACGAAUAUACCGAGGCAACCACUCCUGAAGAACAAGAAAAAAUAAAAACGGCUUGCGCACAGAUCUCAGAAUGGUUAUACGAUGAAGGUUCAGACGCAGACGCAGAAACAUACGAAAAGAAAAUCGAUAGCUUAAUGGCAAUUACCAAAGACGUACUUGCUCGAGUAUUCGAACACAAAGAGAGACCAGAAGCAGUUAAUGCUUUAAAUACUCGUUUGAAUCAAUCGUCAAACUUCUUAGUCAGCGCUAAAAAUGCUACAAAAGACAACCCAGACAGGGACAUUUUCACAGACGUGGAAGUGCAAACCUUGGAAAAGAUGAUUAAAGAAACUGAAGAAUGGAGAGACAAAAUGGUAAAAGAACAAGAUGCCACUAAAAAGAGUGAUCCAGUUAAGUUGACUAUCAAGUCUAUUAUGGAUAAAAUGGCCGCACUAGAUAGAGAAGUUAAAUAUAUGUUAAACAAAGCGAAGAUGUGGAAACCCAAAAAGGUGGAAAAACCUGUAAAAGAAGAUACCAACACAACAGACUCCGGAAGCGAAAAUGUCGUAGUAGAAGAACCACCUACAGAGGAACCAGCCUCGGAGCCUAAAGAAAGUCCCAAGGAAGAGCAGACGGAGACCAAAAAAGACAAACCCUCCGAGACAAUAGAAGGAGAAGAAGACAGCCAUUCAGAGCUGUAGUUAGUGAAAAUUUUAGGAUAUGAACAAUUUACUAGGUUAAAAAUCAAUUGACAUCUUGGGAUUGAGUCUAAAUAUUGAUGUGGUAAUAGCGUAUGUUCUCGACAAUUUAAGUAAAAUUAAUUGGAAGAAAGUCAUUGGUUUUUUAUACAAAUUUUUCUUCCAAUAAAGUUUAUUCAAAUUUACGCUAGCGUACUGUAAUUUAUUUAUUGAAGUAUUAUUUGGAUUUAUUUUUUUAAAUAAAUGUUUUAUUGUUUAUUUAUUGAAUUGUUCAAGUAUAUGGUAUAUGGUCUCAACAUUCAGUGCAAUACAUUGGUCGAAAAUUUAGAACAACACUUGCUUGUUAUUAUGUAUCUUACGAUGAAUGCAAAGGUACAAAGCAAUAUACUUGGUUAUUUCUGCCGAUAUUCUUCUUUCUUGACAUUCCUUAUACCCUUCAAGAUUCUCCAGUUUCUGCAGGUAUAUAAAAACAUUCAUAUUUGCCUUUUGAUGGCGAUAAAAAGCAGUAGAAUUACUGUGUGUGUGACUUGAAAUGUUGUUCUAUAGUCUUUAAGGAUACGGAAAUAAAAUGAUUGGCAGAGAAACUCUUUUUAUAUCAUGAGAAACAAAUCCAUGGAAAUAUAUGAGUCGAACAUGAAUAUUCGUCUUCACAUUAUAGCCAACAAUCAGCAAAUCGAACAAAUAAACUGAUCUUAAGGGCAUAGGCGCAAAAUGUCGUCUGUCAAAAUGUUCAAUGCAUUUUAAAUGUAUUCAUUUUUUUUUCGAAUCCUGAGAAAACUAAUAAGUAUUUUUGAAAAAUUUAAACGCAGAAUGAAAGAUUUCAUUAUUACCGAGGGCCGAAAGUCUCUUAGAAUAACCAAGAAGUUUCAUUUGAAUGAGAUAUUUGAAAUUAAAAGUCACAAUAAAUUGUCUCUUUUCUUUACCUCCCUGUAACUUAUUAAAAUAAACAUAGAAGUUUUCAGUGACUCUCGGCACUCAGUAAUAACGUAGUCUUUAAUUCUGCGUUCAAAUUUUUCAAAUAUUCUUAUUAUUUUCUCAGCAUUCGAAAAAACUUUUAAAAUACAUUGAACAUUUUGACAAACGACUAUGCCCUUAAAGCAGGAGAUGAAAUUAGUACCCCAAAGAAGCGACAUCCAAUAUAUAAAUUAAAAUUUACUAUUUUUACUGGGAAUAAGCCACAAUAUUACUUUAGAAUAAGUUUAUUUCUGGUGUUUCGAUUUCCAUUUCGAAAAUCGUUCACAAAAUAAAAAUUUUGUUUUUGUUACUUGGUAAUAAAGAAAAAAUAAUUUUAUUUGAUAGGACUCAUUCAUAUUGACAAGUUAGACACAUUAUACAUUUUAAAGUAGAUGACUUUAAAAUGGUAUUGUUGAUAUUUUGAGUUGCGCUCCUGGGACGACUUUAUUGGAAGAUAGUUCAUUCAAAUAUAUGAAAUCAAAAAUAGUAGCAUGUGACUUAUCUUUAAAAAGAUAACCAGAUGCAAUUCUCCUGUUAGUGAUCCCUUAGUAAAUCACGAGGAAAAAACCUCAUGGUACAAUUCCGUCAUGGUAAGUAUUUCGUCAUACAUUUAGUUCUCUCAAUAUUAACAUCAAACUCUGAUUUUAUUUUCCUCUUUUGAUGUAGGUUACCAGAUCCUACAGCAUUUUGCUGAAGAAUUUGCCACAAAAUUGAUUUGAUCUAACAUAAGAGCCGAAGAGAUUCUUUGAUUUUUCUCUUUUUACCAUCUGUCUGUUUCAGGACUAUACUUGAAACUAUCCACUGAACUCUACGUUCAUUUUUCCAUGCGUGUUUAUAUAUUUGGGAUAUAUCAAAUUUCUUUAUCGUUCGGAAAUACUCUGGUAAGCAUAUGGUCUUCGACGGUAUAUGCAUGUAUGUACUAUAAAAAUAGUAACGAUAUGUCCUAUUUCAGAACUAAAAUGCAAUUAAUCCAUGACCAUAAAACACAAAGCUGCGGUUCCAGGCUAUUUAAUUGUUUAUUCUGAUUGAAGGUAUUACCAUAUAUUAUAUAUAAAAAGCUGAUUAAAGAUACUUUUUUAAACACUAUUUUAUACUUUAUAUGUAUAUUUUGUUGUUUCACCUGUUAUGUAGUUUUAUAAUUAUUCUAGAUUGUAAAUGUUACGUAACUGUAUACCAAAAGUUCUCAGAAGAUAAAUAUUUCUACGCUUGAUAGAAGUAUGGCCAAGUAUUCAUAAAUUAUUUUAACAUUUGUGAUUGUAAGUAUCGAUACAGUAAAUUUUU
Messenger RNA from Diabrotica balteata, 5106 nucleotides. Lineage: Eukaryota; Metazoa; Arthropoda; Insecta; Coleoptera; Chrysomelidae. The record is from the annotation of a GenBank genome assembly.